GCUGCCGGGAGAAAAAUGAAGAAAAAACAUGUCGGGGGGAAGCGGGGUGGGAAGACCGGCCGCGGGGGGAGCACGGGCCGGGAGCGGACGGUCCUGGUCUUCAGCGAGGAGGAUCGGAGGGAAUUUCUGACUGGUUUUCACAAGCGCAAGGUUGAGAGGAGGAAAAAGGCUUUGGAAGAAAUUAAAGUGAAACUGAAGGAGGAACAAAGGCGAGUGAAAGAGGAGAGACAUAAAGAAUAUGUGAAGAUGUUCAAGGAAAGACAAGAAGCUUUAGAGGAAGCUGAUGAGUUGGAUCAACUGGCAACAUCCAAGAUGGAGUCCAUUCAGUAUGACCAUCCAAACCACACCGUUACUGUGACAACGGUCAGCAGUUUAGAUCUGACUGCUGCCAAUUUGUUCAACCUUGGUGCAAACCAGCCUGAAGACAUUGAGGAACAGCAGACUGUGAAGAAGGAAAAUGUGGACGAGGACUCGCCUGUGAAAAGAGACAACCCUCUACCAAGGAAAGCAGCUGAGCCCAUAAUGUCUGCAAGAAUCUCUUCGCUGACCUCUGCCCUGCACUCAUCCGGUGUGAAAAAUCAGAAGGGAAAGAAGUGGAAAGGUUCUCAUGAUCAGGUCAAAAAACCCCUGAAAGGCAAGACCACAAAAUCACAGAGAAGAAAAAGGACGGGAAAACCAGGGGGGGAGCAGUGAAUCACAGAAAGCCUGGUCUCCAGGCCUUCGUUACCCACUGAAUAAUGUGGCCGUACAAUAUCACUGUUGGAACUGAAUGACCAAUAACCCUAGAUCUCUUUACAAACAGGGAUGCAAUGUUGAUGGAAGCUGAUUGUGAUAUGCCAUGCUCGGAAAUCACCAGAUUACCCCAUUUAAGAGGAUGGUGCUUCAGUCACACUAGCUUCUUUUAGGAAGAUACUGGGACUAGUGAGUAAUGCUGAGGUACCUUGAGAGUUCUUUUGGUUAGGGACCUUUUGCUUCUAAAACAGAACUAUGGCAUCAAAUGUUUGCUAAACUCGAUUGUUCUUCAAACUGCAGAAUUCUUCAAUGUAUUGCACCACUCUUCGUUUUCUACUCUAUGUGUCUCUGGCUAUUGUGGUAUGUGUGAAAUCUUUUACCACAAUACAUGUACCUCAUACAGGAGCUUGAACAGUUACACAGAAACAGAAAGUCAAGUGAGGAAGGCCAUGUGUCCCACCUAGCCUUACCGGUCCUGAAUUAUGGAUGUUCCGAUGUGAGCUCCACCUUAAUCUUACCACCACCUGUGGAUAAAUACACAUUUAUUUUCCCCAAAAUCCUCCUGACAUAUUGAGCAGUAUCGUUAAUGAUAUCUCUAACUUUCAAUUCCCUUUCUCAACACGCGUUAAUCCAGCCACUUUUUUAAAGGCACGGAUUAAAGCUGAAUCUAGGAAUCCAUUAUUGUGUUGGUGUGGAGAUGAUAUCUAUUCUCUUAUUCUAGUUGCAGGCUUGAGAAUUUAGUAUUGGCAUCCUUAGCCUAUUGUUCAUCAUGCAAGCUGCAUUGCUUACUUUGACCUGAUCUGUAUUUUCCAUUAUUUCAAGCUAUUGGGCAAACUUUGUACCUGCUCUCUGUAAACAUGUUAAUUGCCCUGACGGAAGUGAAAUAAGCUUCUCCUUUGUGACCGUCACAUCUUGUAGUGCUUGCCUCACAUCUGACCCUGCUGAUACCUCCAUGUCAGCCGCAGAGCUUUGAAGCUGAACAACUGAACAGCAGUAAGUCAUUGAUUCUCUGUUGAUUAGCUGUGUUGCUGAAUAAUAAAAGCAAGAUGUAUGAAA
Messenger RNA from Carcharodon carcharias (great white shark), 1788 nucleotides. It is a transcript of the gene nol12, whose product is annotated as nucleolar protein 12. The coding region runs from base 16 to 693 and encodes 225 amino acids. The record is from RefSeq and is a predicted model, not a curated record. NCBI's taxonomy places the organism in Eukaryota, Metazoa, Chordata, Chondrichthyes, Lamniformes, Lamnidae. Gene Ontology annotation, cellular component: nucleolus. The transcript has 6 exons. Gene Ontology annotation, molecular function: RNA binding.